AAAAAAACACACGUCAACAAUACAAGUGACACUUGACAACACAAAAAUAUUUAAAAAAAUUAAUAUUAUCAAUUUUGUUGCAUAAUAUAAUAUGCAAUAAAUCAUCAGGAUAUUUACAAAGUUAAUUAAAUAAAUAAAUAAACAAAUAACAAGAUGCCAGGGGAUAACACAAGUGAUCUUGGUGAAUUGGAAAAUGUAAGAGUUGUCGUAAGAGUACGACCAUUAAAUGGAAAAGAAUUAGAUGGACAUUGUAAAAAAAUAGUUAAAGUUGAUAAAAUAAAUGGUGAAAUAAUAGUUGAAAAUCCAAAUGCAGCACAUGGUGAACCACCAAAAGUAUUUUCAUUUGAUGCUGCAUUUGAUAUUGAUUCAACUCAAAUUGAUAUAUACAGUGAAACAGCACGUCCAAUUGUUGAUAAAGUAUUACAAGGUUAUAAUGGUACAAUAUUUGCAUAUGGACAAACUGGAACUGGUAAAACAUAUACAAUGUCAGGUGCUAAAACAUCACCACAAUUACGUGGUAUAAUACCAAAUACAUUUGCUCAAAUAUUUGGUCAUAUUGCUAAAUCAGAUGAUAAACAAAAAUUUUUAGUACGUGCAACAUAUUUAGAAAUAUAUAAUGAAGAAAUACGUGAUUUAUUGGGUAAAGAUCAAAAUACAAGAUUAGAAGUUAAAGAAAGACCAGAUAUUGGUGUAUUUGUUAAAGAUUUAAGUGGUUAUGUUGUUAAUAAUGCUGAUGAUUUAGAUAGAAUAAUGAUACUUGGUAAUAAAAAUCGUGUUGUUGGUGCAACAGCAAUGAAUUCAUUAAGUUCAAGAUCACAUGCAAUAUUUACAAUAACAGUUGAAUCAAGUCAAAUUGGUGAUGAUGGUGAAUCACAUGUUAAAAUGGGUAAAUUACAUCUUGUUGAUUUAGCUGGUUCUGAAAGACAAAGUAAAACAAAAGCAACUGGUGUACGUUUACGUGAAGCAACUAAAAUUAAUUUAUCAUUAUCAACACUUGGUAAUGUUAUAUCAGCACUUGUUGAUGGACAAAGUUCACAUGUACCAUAUAGAAAUUCAAAGUUAACACGUUUAUUACAAGAUUCAUUAGGUGGUAAUUCAAAAACUCUUAUGUGUGCAAAUAUAAGUCCAGCUGAUAUUAAUUAUGAUGAAACAAUAAGUACACUUAGAUAUGCUAAUCGUGCUAAAAAUAUUAAAAAUAGAGCUAGAAUUAAUGAAGAUCCAAAAGAUGCAUUAUUACGUCAAUUUCAAGAUGAAAUUGAAGAACUUAGAAAACAAUUAGAAGACAAUGAUAUUGAUGGUUUAAGUGAAAGUGAUGCUGAUACUGAACCAGAUACAGAUGACAAUGAUAAUAAUAAUGAAAGUAAAAUAAUUAAAACUAAAAAAACACAAUCAAAACGUCAUAGUAAUAUGAUGACAAUGGAAGAGCUUGAUGAUGAUAAUAAUGAUGAUAAAAAGCAUAUUGAUAAAAGUGAAAAAAUUGAUUGUGCUGAGUAUGAUGAUAAAAGUCCAGAUGAUAAAGAUGUUAUUGAAUUAAAACGUACACAAAGUGAAAAAGAAGCAUUACGUGAUAAAAUGCAAAAUUUACAAAAUAAAAUACUUGUUGGUGGUGAAAAUUUAUUAGAAAAAGCUGAAGCACAAGAAGAGCUAUUAGCUGCUGCUGCAGUUGAACUUGAACAACGUAAAAAACGUGAAGAACAAUUAAAAAAAGCUAUUGAAGAAAAAGAAGCUGAACGUAUUGAUAUUGAAGAAAAAUAUUCAUCAUUACAAGAUGAAGCUGCUGGUAAAACUAAAAAAUUAGCUAAAGUAUAUACAAUGUUAAUGUCAGCUAGAGCUGAAUUACUUGAUCUACAAGAAGAACAUCAAAGAGAAAUGGAAGGUUUACUUGAAGGUGUACGUGGUAUUGGAAGAGAAUUACAAUUACAAGAAUUAAUAUUAAAUAAUUAUAUACCAGUACAGUAUCAAACAAUGAUUGAAAGAUAUGUACAUUGGAAUGAAGACAUUGGUGAAUGGCAAUUAAAAUGUGUUGCAUAUACUGGUAAUAAUAUGAGAAAAGCACAAAUAACACCAACAAUUGGUACAACAAAAGAUCAACCACAAAUUGAUAUAUCAAAUAUUUAUUUAACUUAUAAUGAUACAGAUAAUAAUUUUAAUCAACAAAAAAAAAUACGUGGACGUUCUGGUGUACCUAGACCAACAACAGCACAUCGAAGAACUCCACAUUCAUAAAUUAUCAAUAUUAUUAAUUGUGUUUUAAACACACACACACUUGUCGUGAUUUUAUUUAUUUAAAAAAAAAAAAACUAGUUCCCUUUGUUGCACCAGUAUUAUUAUUAAAAUAUUUAUUUAUACUUGUUUUUUUUUGUUUCUUUAUUUAGCUUGAAUAUAAUAAAAAACUGUAUUGCAUUUAUUAAAAAUAAAUAAUUAUUAUUCUAGCUUAUAAACGAUAUUGUUUGAUCCAUUUAUUAAUUGAAUAUUUAUGAUAAUUACGUGCUUGAAUAACAGAAUAUGGAUCAGCUUUAUUUUGUCCACGUAAAUCAAGAUGAU
Messenger RNA from Aphidius gifuensis, 2544 nucleotides. It is a transcript of the gene Klp64D, whose product is annotated as kinesin-like protein KIF3A. The coding region runs from base 154 to 2226 and encodes 690 amino acids. The record is from RefSeq and is a predicted model, not a curated record. Lineage: Eukaryota; Metazoa; Arthropoda; Insecta; Hymenoptera; Braconidae. The transcript is spliced from 2 exons. Gene Ontology annotation, biological process: microtubule-based movement. Gene Ontology annotation, molecular function: ATP binding; microtubule binding; microtubule motor activity.